GAAGUCACAUAAAACGCGUGUUGAGCUAGUCAGGUUUCCGAAUAGCAUUCGAGUGUCGUUCGAGCGGCGGCGGCGAAUGAGAGAAUGGCUGGAGGCUCGCAAUCGUUUCAGAAAAGCAAAGUUGACGGCUAUGGGUUUCAGCGACCAGAAGACUUCGACUUUAAGUCAUAUGAGGAUUUCAUGGCUUCCUACCUGUCAGUGCUGGCUCGCCGGGCGCAGAGAUGGAAAAACACUGUCGGCGAUCAGUCGACACUUUCAAAAUCUAGAAAAAUUAAAAGGUUUUGCAGGAAAGGAGUACCCUCAGAUAUAAGAGCUGAUGUAUGGAUGGUUGUGAGUGGUGCUGAGCAAAGAAGAAAGGAAGACCCAGAACUGUACCAGCGCCUUGUUGAAAACCAGCUCGACGACACGCACCCCGUCCAGUGUUCCAUCAACCUAGAUAUACAUCGAACAUUCCCAGAAAACAUCCAUUUUGCUGACACCGAGGAUGCCCAUGGUCUGCGGAAACCCCUGUGUCGAGUCUUGUCGGCUUUAGCCAAGAAUAACACCAAAGUCGGAUACUGUCAGGGUCUGAAUUUCAUAGUGGGCCUCCUGCUUCUUAUUGUGAAGGAUGAAGACAAGGUGUUCUGGUUGAUGGACACACUCAUCAACAAUAUAUUACCAGCUUACUAUUACCCUGACAUGCUGGCCCUACAAGCAGAACAAGAACUUGUUGGGGAGGUGAUCAAGUGGAAGCUGCCGGAGGUGGCGGCUCACAUGGAGACUCUCGGGGUACAGUGGUGUCUGGUCGGCAUGAAGUGGUUCAUCUGUCUGUUUGCAGACGUCAUGCCUGUCGAGACCGUCUUGCGAAUCUGGGACUGCUUGUUCUAUGAGGGCACAAAAAUUUUGCAUCGUGUGGACUUGACCUUAGUUAUAGCUAACAAAGAGAAGAUUCUGGCCACCAAGACAUUUCCCGAGGCUGUAGACCUGUUUCGAACGAUCGUAUCCACACCACACAUACAAGACUGCCACAAAUUUAUGAAGAGUAUUUUUGAACUGACAGGAUCAUUUCCCCGCUCAAAGCUAGACCAAAUGAGAGAAGAGUGUCGGAACAAAGUCAAGUGAAGAAAUCGUUUUGUUCUUGACUGGAGCAGAAAAUGUGCAAUACGACCAAAUUCCAAUCAUUAAUUUAAAUAUGUCAUAGACUAUUUUACAUGUGAUAAUAGCUAUUUUACUGAAGAGAAUAUAAUUUUGAUCAUAUGUAUCCAAUAUUAUGUACAUUAAGCUAUGAAAUUUUAAUCUUAAAGAUUAAAAUUUGAUGUGUUGUCCAACUGGUAACAUAUAAUUAGUCAUGAUGAAAACAGUACCGGUAUUUGUUUUAUGGAACACACAUGUGAUGGAAUGGAAUGUGAAAGAAUAUAUUUUGCCCAUUGAAAUAUGGAGGUGAACAUUAACAUGCUAAUGAUAUUAAAAGAUUUUCUAACGGUAUUUUUCAUAGAGAAUGUAUGUAGGCAGAAGCAAAUUGAUUAUAUAUUUAUUGGAAACAUUCUAGUGAUUUCCAAAGAGGUUGUAGUUUUUUUGCACUGGUAAACUUAUGAUCACCAUAUUUUUUAAAAUUUUAAUUUUAUGAUGAAUUUAUCACCUUAGUAGACCCUUUCAUCAUAUCACUUCAGACGAAAACAUGAAAUGUAACAAUAAUCAAUCGGUUGUGUUAUUUUUUAGCUAAUUUCGCUUUGAGUUGUUUGAAAGGGGCUUGUGGUUUCUUUGGAGCAUAACAUUGUAAAGGCCAUGUGUUGCCUACUUUUGAUGAUAUAGUUGUAAUUUCCUUAGGAGUUUGGGGCGGUGGGGUAGUCUAGUGGUUAAAGCG
Messenger RNA from Haliotis rubra (blacklip abalone), 1843 nucleotides. RefSeq names its product growth hormone-regulated TBC protein 1-A-like. The transcript has 10 exons. Lineage: Eukaryota; Metazoa; Mollusca; Gastropoda; Lepetellida; Haliotidae. The coding region runs from base 85 to 1101 and encodes 338 amino acids. The record is from RefSeq and is a predicted model, not a curated record.